AUGGCUCCACGAAAGCGCAAGCUCACUGCUGAGGCUUCAACGAAGCCCGGCAAGGCCAAGAAACCGAAAGUUCACCUUUCCAAGAAGAAUGCUGACCCUCAUAAGUCUUCCUCUUCUCAAGCCUUAGCUAACCGUGGCAAAAAGUCCGCGAAAGCUACAGACGCCAAGGGCAAGGACAAGGACUACGAUCCUUAUGAAAUGAGCUCUGAUCACACUGAUAAAGACGACGUCGUCAAAAUAAUCAUGGAGAAGUGGAAAUCCCGUACCCGUCGUGCUCCGGUUGUCAAGAAUGAGGAAGACGUCAAGAUGGAAGAUGCGGAGAGCGACAACCAGGUUGAGGAUGAAGUGGUCGUUACCGAUGAGAAGCCUGCUGUUAAGAAGCGCAAGGCCGUCGCCAACGAGUCUGCUGCUACUGCUGCUGGCUCUCGAAAGGGUAAAUCAAAGUACGACGACCCGAUUGAGAUGCUCACGAACCCGCGAGCCCCUCUGGCCAAUGUCAAUCUUCGAGACCUCCUCCUCCGCCCCGAGGCCUGGGACGUCCUCAACGCCGAGGAGAAGAAGUCCAUCCUUGCCAAGUUCCCGGAUGAGACGGAGAUCAUAGAUGCCGGAACCGAAGACGCCCGCCCGGACUUCCAGGCUCUUCGCAACAACGACAAUUUCCGCGCUGACGCCGCGCGCUACAGCGCAAACCUCGCCAAGGGCUGGCACGACCCCGAGUGGAUCCGCCAGGCCCGUGUCGCCCACACCAUGCGCCAGGCCGGCGAGUACCAUGACUACCUCGCUGAACGCUUCGAGGAGGAUUGGGGCGUUCCGUUGAUGGUGCCGGACAAGAAGGAGAACGGCAACGAGAAGGAAACGGAGAACGAGAACGAGGCCGAGGCUGGUGAUGAUGAGGAUCAAGAGAUGGCCGUUGACGAUGAUGAUGAUGAUGAUGCUGGUGCUUCUGGUGUUUAA
Messenger RNA from Hypoxylon fragiforme, 954 nucleotides. Its product is annotated as Asx homology domain-containing protein. The transcript has 2 exons. The record is from RefSeq and is a predicted model, not a curated record. The coding region runs from base 1 to 954 and encodes 317 amino acids. Lineage: Eukaryota; Fungi; Ascomycota; Sordariomycetes; Xylariales; Hypoxylaceae.